GUUUAUUACGAAUUUUGGAAAUAGGAAAAUUUGCAUUUUUUCUUUAAUCAGUUAAAAACAUUAAGAUAAAUAAGUUCGUUCAUUUUGUAGAUUGGCAACACUGAGCGCCAUAUUAACGAUUAACGAUGCUCCGCACUCCGCAGACCGCAGGUCAUUUAGUCGAUGCCCGGAUGCUACACCGGCUGCACGAUUGUAAUUUCGUUUCAUGCAGCGGCUGUAGUAUAGUCUUGUAUACACAAACUAUAACCUUUUCUCGAAGCAACGUAGAUGCGGAUAAUCCGGUCGGAGUCUGUUGGAUUGAGGCGAAGAUAUAAUUUAUUUACAGUUUUAGUGGAGUUUUAAAUACAGAAUACUGUAUUGUUUAUUUUUUAUUUAAAAUAGUGGAUUAGAUAUUCAGAUAAUUUAUUACAAUGGAGGAUAAAAUACGCCAAAUGGAAGACGAAAUGAGUCGAUUUGAGGCUGAAAUUGGAGGGCAGAUGGUGCCUUCAAUGGCAAGGCCAGUUAUUGGUGCCAACACAUACAAUCAAGUAGCAAGGCAGUUGCAACAAACGGAUAUGCCAUCUCCAGUUGUCACAGCAACGGCAGCAUCGUUAGCAUUUCCUCCAAUGUUAGGUCACUUUCCACCACCACCACCACCACCUCCUCCACCAGCACCACCGCUUAUGAUUCCACCUCAAGUGGCUAGACAGGGUGCAGUCCCCAUUACCACUUAUUCGUCACCUGCACAGAUAAGUACUCCUUUCAUAUCAAAUAUAGUAGAACCGAUAUUAAGUGCCACACCUAAAACCUUUGAACCAGCCCCUGCAGCUCCAAUUAUUCAUCCAGAAAUAAUUGAGCAAAUCAUCAAUACCAAAAUACCUGAAGAUGAUACGAAGAAAAAACCAAAAGUUAAAGGUGUAAGUACAGCAGCAGAAUUAGCCAUUAGUCAAGGAAAAGCUAGUUCUAUUAUGGCAAAUGCAAGUGCUGAAGAAUCCCAUCCAAAAGGCAAAGGAAAGAAAAAUAAAAAAAUUAUCAGGAUGGCAGGUGGCCAGACAUGGGAGGAUCCAUCAUUACUCGAGUGGGAUGAAGAUGACUUUAGAAUAUUCUGCGGUGAUCUGGGCAACGACGUCACGGAUGAGAUGCUCGUCCGGGUAUUUGGCAAAUACCCCAGCUUUCAGAAAGCUAAAGUUGUGCGAGACAAAAGAACAAACAAGACCAAGGGCUUUGGUUUUGUCUCUUUCAAGGAUCCCCAGGACUUCAUCAAGGCAAUGAAGGAAAUGAAUGGUAGAUACGUUGGAUCGCGCCCAAUCAAAUUGCGAAAGAGUAGUUGGAAGCAACGCAAUUUGGACACUGUGAGGAAGAAGGAAAAGGAAAAGCAGAAUUUGAUCGGUCUUCUGACAGGAAGAUAGAAAUAAUUUUAUAAAAGGAUUACUUUUUAAGAAUGGUAAAUCAUCUAUUAAUUUAAUUGAAAACUGUGCAACCUUUAGUCAUAGCAACGUCGAUGAUGUUUGUAGAUGUAAAAUUAUACGUUUUACACAUUUGUAAAAUGAUUAUUGUUAAUUCAUUUAAUGUAACGCGGUGCAAAAAAUCCUCAUAAAAAAUUGAAAACCCCGUUUGAGCGAUAUAUAUGAUUAUUCAAAGUAAAUAUUUUGCUGAAUUACAGUGGCAAUCGUUUGACCAGUUCCAAGUUAUCAACAAAUAAUUGAAAUUUUUAGGACUUGAAAAGACAAAAGAGUUGAAUAUGCUUAAUAACAAGCCAGCUCUGACGAUUGAAAGCUUUAUUCAGUGAGUUCAAUUCAUAACAUUUUUAUACGCAAAAUUUCAGCGAGAAUCAGAUUACUUUGUAUAGGGUUGUAUGUUACAGAAAAUGCAAGAGAAAAUAAUAACUAAGGUCUAUGUAAAUACUAGGAUAAACGUAACUGGGCAAGAGUUUGACACGGUGUUCUAAAUAAAUGUAAGUAAUCAUGAACUAUCAAUAUUUCUAUGCGUUUAUGUAGUUGCCUUCUGUUUGAAUAAAAUGUAUUAUAAACCAA
Messenger RNA from Nasonia vitripennis (jewel wasp), 2012 nucleotides. Its product is annotated as RNA-binding protein 42. Bases 411 to 1388 code for a protein of 325 amino acids. Gene Ontology annotation, molecular function: mRNA binding. The transcript has 5 exons. NCBI's taxonomy places the organism in Eukaryota, Metazoa, Arthropoda, Insecta, Hymenoptera, Pteromalidae. The record is from RefSeq and is a predicted model, not a curated record.